GGGUUCGCACUGCCCCUCAUGUUCUUCGUUAAGUACUUCAUAAUCUACGGCUCAGUGGCCACUAUAGCGGCCAUCGAUGGCUUCGAAAUGCCGGCGCCGCCCAAAUGUAUUAGUCGUAUCCAUUCGUCUGUCUAUUUGUGGCGGACUUUCGAUCGAGGAUUACAUUUAUGGCUCACUAAUUAUUUCUAUAAACCCAUAAUCGGUUCGCAAUGGAAUCCAAUGCGAAAAGUUUUUGCCGGUUUUGUCUGUUUCUUAUGCAUUGCUUUAUGGCAUGGUAUGGAUCGGGCGGUCGUUAUUUGGACGUCACUUAACUUUUUCGGUGUUUCGGCAGAAAUAAUCGCCAAAUCUGUUCAGUCGUCAAACGUGUGGAUCACUUCCGUUCAAUGCAAACUCUCGGACACAGCGAACGAGCGAUUGAAUGCAUUGAUCGCGAGUCCGUUCUUCGCCAUUGCCUAUGUGUCCAAUAUAUUCUUUCUGUCCAAUUGGGAGGUCGGCUACCAUUUUGUCCAACAGAUUCUCUUCACAUUCCCGACACCACUAUUGCCCACACUUUUAAUACUUUAUUUCGGAUGGGGGUCCGAUUCCCUGAAACCCUGUGAGUCUCAAACCGUGCGGACAAAGAGUGCAAACGGGAGACACAAGUGUGAGAGACUGAUAGUGACACCAGUGCUGAGCAGAUCUGCUGUGAACUAG
Messenger RNA from Medioppia subpectinata, 693 nucleotides. Lineage: Eukaryota; Metazoa; Arthropoda; Arachnida; Sarcoptiformes; Oppiidae. The record is from the annotation of a GenBank genome assembly.